ACAGAACAAGAGAGGGGGUGGAGAGAGAGAGAGAGACUGAUUCAGAGCUGAAUGCUCAUUCUGUGUUAACAUCUCACUGUGAUACCAAUGUGUGCAGCCUGAGGUAUUGCGUCCUAUUACAAAGAAAACCCAUAUCCCAAGAUGCAGUGGUGCAGGUGGGCUGGCAGUUGGAGGUCACACCUACCAAGACAGUCAGCAGGGCCAGAGAUUGAGGACUCUUUCGACUUUCUUUUCAAAAUCAUCCUGGUUGGGGACUCAGACGUGGGGAAGACCUGUGUGGUCCAGAGCUUCAAGUCUGGCAUUUUCAUUGGAAAGCAGCAGAACACCAUCGGGGUGGACUUUACUGUUCGCACCCUGGACAUCGAUGGCAAGAAGGUCAAGAUGCAGGUGUGGGACACAGCAGGUCAGGAGCGUUUCCGUACCAUAACUCAGAGUUACUACCGCAGUGCCCACGGGGCGAUGGUGGCCUAUGACAUCACACGCCGCUCCACGUUUGACUCUGUUCCCCUCUGGAUCAGAGAGGUGGAGCAGUUUGGAGCUGCCAGCGUGGUGCUGAUCCUCAUUGGUAAUAAGUCCGACCUUGAAGCUCAGAGGCAGGUUUUGUUCGAGGAGGCGUGCACUCUGGCAGAAAACAACGGUGUGCUGGCUGCCCUGGAAACCUCUGCCAAGGAGGCCCAGAAUGUGGAGGCAGCCUUCAUCCUCAUGGCCCGGGAGCUGCUGGCACGCAACGGCAUGACCAUCACAGACGAGAUACCCCAAGACUCGCCUCAAUUCAUGCUGAGUAACAGCUCCCACUCGGUCAACGGCUCCGAGUCUUCAGACAGGAAGUGUGGCUGCUGAGCGGACUGCAACUGCUUUUUGUUUGGAAAAUAGGGUUGACAAUUUAGAAGAAACUACAUAUAUACAUUGUGUGUGUGUGAAAGUGUUGUAUAUAUUUUGACAUUGAAUAUUUAUGCAUUUUGUUGAAUAAGUAACAGGUUUUAAAUGGUGGCUGCUUAUCAAACAUGUUUUGUAUAUUCAGAGGAUAAGUUAAGAGGAUCUCACACCUCAGCUGGAGGACUGUACUAAAACUGCACUACAGUACACAGAAUAUUUGACUUGA
Molecule: messenger RNA, 1102 nt
Organism: Gymnodraco acuticeps
Lineage: Eukaryota; Metazoa; Chordata; Actinopteri; Perciformes; Bathydraconidae
Gene: rab19
Product: ras-related protein Rab-19
Exons: 5
Coding region: 142-840 (232 amino acids)
Cellular component (GO): trans-Golgi network
Molecular function (GO): GTPase activity; GTP binding
Source: RefSeq, a predicted model, not a curated record